Molecule: messenger RNA, 1395 nt
Organism: Symbiodinium natans
Lineage: Eukaryota; Dinophyceae; Suessiales; Symbiodiniaceae
Source: the annotation of a GenBank genome assembly
AUGGGCUGGUCGAACUUUCGUGGUGCUGAGGGCCACUGCAAUGCUUACCAGGCCCAUAUCUUCAUGCCGGAGUCCGACGCGGAAUAUGACUGGGUGGAUGCCAACGUGGUGCGAGUGAACAGUUGGCACUGGCUGGGUGUCAUGGGCUCGACUUCCGGGGGCUGGACCGAGGAUCCGACAAACGUCAAUCGGCUGGACGGCAAGGAGGGGGGACCCUUUCCAGAUCUCCAGCAAGCUGACUGCCCGGCCAUCGCCUUGGCACACCAUCGACUCGCGCUGGAGGCCGUGUUACAUCUUCCACAGCCGGAAUGGUUAUUGGAGGUACCACUGGCACGUGCAGCACUGUCACGAAGGCCGGUACUUUAUCUGCAAGAUGCCCCUCAGGGCGCAGCCCCUCUCAUGGUUCCACUUGUCGCAGCAAGGUGCUUCUGUGGCACUGCCGCAGAUGUUCGCGAUGAUGGCACUUGCGUCAGCAAGUCGACAGACAGCGUCGGCAACAAUGCACAGUUCAACCACAUUUACAAGUACAAGCCCUUUGAGUACCACUUGGCUGGCAACAAUUACUGCUUGACUGCGAGUGGCCGACGGGCUGAAGGCUCGGAAAGCCCUGCCAAGACCCUCGGAGCGUGUCAAGCCGCCUGCUCUUCUGAUGCCUACUGCUUUGGCUUCGAGUUCUAUGCCAACAGCAAGCACCAGGAUUCCAAAUGCUGGCUGUUCACGGGCCACAAGCAAUCGGCCAACAUCAUCCCGGUUCGAGCUUACACAGGGCGCCGGUACAAAGAUGCAGUUUGCUACAUCAAGGCUCCAUACUUCGAAGAUGGCUGCUACAACGACUAUGGCAUCCCUGGCUACAAGUUCUCACACUUGGGCUACUGGUACUAUCACAUCCGCACCUCUGCUGGCGAUGCCAGCUUGUCUGCCUGCGCCGCGCAGUGUGACCGCGCACGGGCAGCGUGCAUCGGCUUUAACUUGUACGAGGACGGAAAUGUGAAACAUUGCUACACGUACACGCAGGAGCGCAGCUUCCACUAUUCAGUCACCGAUGGACGCUGCAAAGCUUUUGUGAAAUGCAGCUCGCCGACUUGGCACCCCAAUGAUCAGAGUGUCAGCUGGAAGCAUUUGUCCGACCAAUGCGAGGCAGGCGGCCAGCGGCUUUGCAGCUACCAGGAGCUGUGUCCUGCGGGUAAAGGUCGCGAGCCUGUGGGAGGAAGACAGGCACAAACCGAUGCAUGGUGCCCGAUUGUGGACAACAAAGCUGCGAACUACAUCCGGUGUGGCAAUGUUGGGGCUGCCUGCCAGAAGCUCACAGAACUGGGCGCACUGGCCAAGCAGAAGUGGCCUUUGGCGGACGCCCGACCUGACUUGAAGGAUGCCUUCGCCUGCUGUGACGUCUGA